GCACAAUUCUAAAUUGCAUUUAGUCAAUAUCCCUUUUAUAACCUUGUUAUAAAAAUCAGAAGGAAUAUUUGUAAGUAAAGCAGAUAUCUCUAUAGGUUAAUGAGGCCAGAUUUGACUUUGGAUUUUGUUCUUUAAACAGAUUCUAUAAGAUAGAGGAAAAAAUAGGUUAUUUAUAGAGAACAGUAUCUACCUGUGUACUCAGAGGUAUAAAUUUCUUGAUGGAAAUGACUUCAGUAUAUGGUGGAAUCUCAGAAGCAAUUUUCAAAGAGCUUAGUUUUAUUUUCUUGGAUCUUAAGAAUAUCUAAAAUCCUUUUUCAUCCUCAAUUUUGGGAGCCAAAUAAUACUUUAAAUGUUCCAUAUCCAGCAAUUUUAUACUCUACAGCAAGAGGUGCAUCUGCAGACAUACUGUGUGUUACCAGAAGAGAGAGUGGAGUACCUUUAUAAAGAAAUUCAAGUAUCUUAGUGCAAAAGUUAGCUGAAUUGGCUCAUUCGUCAUUAUGGCAACAGCUUCCUCUUCUUUAUUGUCAUUACUUGUUUGUGACAAUGUUUCCAUUUCCACCUUCUCCAUCUGCAGAAAAUUUCACUCCAUCUUUUGCACAAGAUAUUAUCGUAUGUUCUCCAAUAUGACUGAGAUCUUGGCAUAUAUGAACAAAUUCAGCAGAAUACAUCUUUACUACACAGCUGUACUCUUGUUCUGGAAUUUCAAAUUGCUCGACAUCUAAAAUCAUUAACUUCAUAGUCUAAAAGUUCUCUCGAUUUAGUUCUUCAAAUUCUAGUACCAAGAGGUCCAUGGCACCUUCAGCCCUCCAUGUAAUGAAGUCUUCAUUGCCAUCAUCAUAUUUUAGCAUUUUCAACAUGUUGGUGAGGCUCAUGCUCAUGGCUAGGUUGUGUUCACAGCGGUAUGUGUUGAAGCCUGGGCACUCAGGGUGAGUUGCACCAAGGAAAUGUGUGAUACUUUCAUGCUGUGUAGGUUCACCUGAUUGAACUGUUGUUCCAGCAGACCUCUCUCUCACUUUGAAUAGGGAUGACUGUACGACUAAUAAGAUGUUGUGGUGAUGAUGGUGUGUGACAUCUAAGGCAGGGUCAUAAAAUACGUUGUGACUUCUUCUCACUGUUUCUGGGAGAAGUCAGCUUUCAUAUCCCAAAGACAGUCAAGCAGCACUAUGAAGAGGUCCAGGUAAAACUGAAGAUCUUUACAAACAGCCAGUACUAAUCUGCCAACCAAAUGAGGGACUUUGGAAAACAGAUCCUCUGGCCUCAGGUAAGCCUUCAAAGACUUCAGUCCCAGUCAACCUUUUCACUGCCACCUCAUGGUAAACCCUGCACUAGUACCAUUGAGCUAAGCUGCUCCUGAAUUCCUGACUCACAGAAACUGUGAGAGAAUAAAUGUGGUUAUUAUGACACAGUAAGUUUUUGAGGUAAUCUGUUAUGUACCAAUAGAUAACAAAUACAGCCACUACAUAAAUCAAUACAUAACUUCCAUCUGCUUGAUAGGUGUUAUGAUAGAAGUAGAAUACAGGUGUAGUAAAGACAGCGAAUCUGAAGUAGUAACCUGCUGUCUGGGUCUGUUUUGUGCUGCUAUAAUGCAAUUUCACAGACUGGGUAAUUUAUAAAGAACAGAAAUUUAUUCUCUCACAGUAAAAAAGGCUGACAAGUCUAAAAUCAAGGCCCGGUCAGGUUAGGGUUUAGUUUCUCUGCUUUCAAGAUGGUGCCUUGAACACUGCAUCCUUUGGAGAGGAGAAACAUUGCAUCCUCACAUGGCAGAGAGCAGGAGAGGAAAGGAGACAAAUGGAAAUUAGGCUCACCAUUUUAUAAUAGCAUUAAUUAAUUCAUGAAGGUGAAGUCCUCAUGAACUAAAUACCUCCUUUUAGGUUCUAUCUUCCAACACUGUUGCUUUGGAGAUCAGGUUUUCAACAAGUUAGCUGAACUGGCUCAUUCAUUUUUACAGCAACAGCCUCUUCUUUAUUGUCAUUAUUUGUUUGUAACAAUGUUUUUCCAUUUCCAAGUUUUCCACUUGCAGAAAUUUCCCUCCCUUUUUUGCACAGGAAAUUAUAAUUUGGGGGACACAUUCAAACUAUAACAUCUAUCAAAUUAGUAACUCUACCAACGCAAGGCUACAAUGCAAGUUUUCAUAUUUUCCACAAGCCUGCUAUAAAUUAUUUGCUGAUUACAAAAUAAUCAACAAAAUACAAGUAUUUAUUCCUUUGUACAUGGAAGCAACCGAACACUUUUUUCUUUGGUAUGAAGGUCUACAAGUGAGAACAAUCUAUAUUUGUCUUCCUAGUUAAGUACAACUUUAACUAAGGGGCUGAACUCUUGAAUUCAUGUUUCUCUUUAUUUUUUUAAUGUUGAGAAAGUAACCAAUAAUACAUGUGGUCAAAUAAAACGCUCUGAAUUAAAUAUUUCGGCCUGGCACGGUGGCUCACACCUAAUCCCAGCACUUUGGGAGGCUGAGGCAGGUGGAUCACAAGGUCAAGAGAUGGAGACCAUCCUGGUCAACAUGGUAAAACCCUGUCUCUAUUACAAAUACAAAAAUUAGCUGGACAUGGUGGCGCAUGCCUGUAGUCCCAGCUACUUGGGAGGCUGAGGCAGGAGAAUUGCUUGAACCCAGGAGGCGGAGGUUGCAGUGAGCCAAGAUCACGCCAUUGCACUCCAGCCUGGGUAACAAGAACGAAACUCCAUCUCAAAAAAAAAAUUUCAAAGAUUUUUAAUUCAUUGAUCCUCUCCUUCCCUAACCCCCAAUAAAGUUUUUAGUAAAGUGGGAUGCCUCCUCAUUCACAGAAUGGAGGACCCAUGCUAGCAUUUGGGUUACGUUGGUAUCAAUGUCAGCUCAGACUCGGCAUCUGAGAGUUCUUUAAAGAUAUGGGUAUCUGGCCAGGUGUGGUAGUGUAGGCCUAUAAUCCCAGCACUUUGGGAGGCUAAUUUGGGAAUAUUGCUUAAGACUAGGGGUUCAAGACCAGGCUGGUUUGAGCCUGGUCUACAAAAUCCUGCUUCUACCAAAAAAAAAAAAAAAAAAAAAAAAAUUAGCCAGGCUUUGUAGCAAGUGCCUGUAACCCCAGCUACUCGGGAAGCUGAGGUGGAAGGAUUGCUUGAGCCUGGGAGUUUGAGGUUGCAGUGAGCUAUGAAUGUGCUACUGCACUCUAGCCUCGGUGAUAGAGUGAGACCCUAUCUCAAAACAAACAAACAUUUUCUCUUUCCCCAUGUAUAGCAAUACUGGUUUAUCAAUCUAGGGAAGGUCUGAAGGAAUUGAUGGUGUAUACAAUUACUGUGAUAAUUGUAGGUCCUCUGCAGAAAGAACCCAACUGCAGAGGGCCUAGACUUGCUUCUAUAGAUGGGCUCUGGAUUUGAGAACUGGCUUAGGUUUGGAAACUAGAUAGAGAGAUUAUAAUUUUCUAUUGUGGCAGCUGACAUCAGCCUUUGGCUCACCCAUUAUUGAUCUUUUUUUUUUGGGGGUAUGUAGGUCAGGUAUUACCCUCAUAUCUUAGCCCUAGGUACAUGAUGAUCUUUUUCAUUAUUCCUUUUUUUUUUUUUUUGAGAUGGAGUUUCACUCUUGUUGCCUAGGCUGGAGUGCAAUGGCACAAUCUUGCCUCACCGCAGCCUCGCCUUUCUGGUUCAAGCAAUUCUCCUGCCUCAGCCUCCUAAAGAUGGGAUUACAGGUGUCCACCACCACAUCAUGAUCUAUUAACCAUCACUACAGAUCCCUGUAUGCCACAGCCCCCUGGUUUCCAUUCAACCUUUGUUAUCUAUUUAAAUAAUUACAUCUAUCUUUCUCUUGUUAGGUAAGUGGUACCUCCUGGCCUCUGCUGUUUCAGAAUCCUAUCAUCCCUGAAUCCUAGGGGCUUACCUACCAUUAUCCCUGGUAUACAAAGCAUAGACACUGCCAAGCCUCUUAAUGAGGCCAGUGCCUUCAUCCCCAGCCUUUGGACCACUUUACAUUUCUUAUUGCUUUAGUAAAAAAAGUGUCCCCUUUUGAUUCUCUUGAGAAACAGUCAUCUUCCGGAUUUUGAGGUCUUAUAGGAUAGAUCGUUGAACAGUCCUACCUCUCUGAGCCUCUAGACUUCUUCCUUAGCACUCUUCCAAAGCAGUUCUGGCAUCUUCACCUGAUUUGUUGUAGGCCACAGUUUUCCCCCCACCCCCAAUUUUAAAGGAGCUAUCUGAGUAGCACAGAACUGAUUCCAGAUGUCUUUCUUGGGGUACUACCUCCUCAGUUGCAGGAGAUGGCCCUGAUUUCAACAACCUCUCCCUUAUAUUCUGCUCCCCUGGCUCAGCAUGCUCAUGAUUGAUAUCUAAUAUGCUUUUUCAAUUCCUGCAGGUACAUAUGAGCUGGGUCCUAUGGUGAUUUUUUGGUGAAUGAUUUUUCUAGUCAAGCGGAGAUUUGAUUGUUGACCUUAUUUACUGGCCUAGAAACCAUGUGGGUAUAUAAGGACAUACCUUGAGAAGGAUAGCCUCAUCUUUUAUUUAAAUGUUUUUUGUUUUUAAUUUUUAAUAGGUGCAUAUUAGGUAUACAUAUUUAAGGGGUACAUGAGAUAUUUUGAUACAGACAUACAAUGUGCAAUAGUCACCUCAAGCGUUUGUCAUUUCUUUGUGUUAGGAACAUUCACACUCCACUCUUUUAGUUAUUUUAAAAUAUGCAAUAAGUAUUGUUGACUAUCCUGUUGUGGUUUCAAAUACUAGACUUACUCAUUUUAUCUAACUAUAUUUUUGAGCCUAUUAACCACCUUGGCAUCCUCUGCUACCCUUUCCCACUACUCUACUUCCAUGAGUUUAAUUGAUUUAGUUUUUACCUGCCAUGAAUCAGUGAGUACCUGUGAAAUUUGUCUGUUUUGGGCCUGGCUUAUGUCACUGAACAUAAUGUCUUCCAGUUUUAUCUAUGUUGUUGCAAAUGACAAGACUUAAUUUUUUUUAUGACUAACUAGUACUCCAUUAUAUAUAUGUACCCAUUUUCUUUAUCCAUUCAUCUAUUGAUGGACACUUGGGUUGAUUUCUAACUUUGGCUAUAUUGAAUAGUGCUGUGAUAAAAAUGGCAGAGCAGGUAUCUCUGGAUAUAUUGACUUCCUUUCUUUUGUAUAUAUUCCUAGCAGUGGGAUUGUUGGAUCAUAUGGUAGUUCCGUUUUUAGUUUUUUGAGGAACCUCCACACUGUUCUCUAUAGUGACUGUACUAAUUUACAUUGCCACCAACAAUGAACAAGGGUUUCUCUUUUUCUACAUCCUCACCAGAAUUUGCUAUUGCCUGUCCUUUGGAUAAAAGCAAUCUCAUUGAGGUUUCUUGCCCCCACCCUCCCCCCAGGCUUCCUGCUGCCCUGAGAAAAGCCCGCCAAGCCUGCUCUGUUCUGCCCAGCAACAACAAGCAGCCAAUCAUCGCAGCAGGAAAGCCUGCCAAGCCUCGACCUAUCCUGAACUGACACAUAACCCUCUGAGCUACCUCAGCAGUCCGCCCAGAAACGGACAGCCUAUCCUAAGCUCCUACAACACUCCGCCAGCCCUGUGUCCACGCCCCGUCCACCCCCCCUAUAAAACCCUCCUACCCCAGCUGCGCAGUUGCAGCCAGCCCCCGAUCUCCUUCCUUUCCUGGCCUGCCCGCUGGUCCCAAUAAACCUGAACUCGGCUUCCAACUCUUGCUCGGGCUGUUACUUGGGAUCGGGUACCGGGCAGGGGUCUACAAGGGGGUGGCACAUUUGGUGCCGAAACCCGGGACGGAGGGUCGCUAGCCCCCCUAGCGAUCCCCUCCCUCCAGCGACCUCCCCAGCCCUCCUCCAAUUCGGCCUCAGCACUCCGGACCAGGUAAGUCCUGUUUCUUACCUUCUCCUUCCGUGGUGCGUGUGGCAAAGGCCCUUCCUCUCAGUCCCAAUCCACGGAUCCCUCGCCAAGCGCCGGCCGGCCCAAGCAGGAUCCCCCAACCAGGCUCCAGGAGCCUUGGGUCGGCAGACAAGGGACGCCUUCUCUGACCCACCCAAUCCAAAACCAUUAAAUAGGAAUGAUCAGACAGAGGACGCAUUCUCUGGUCUUUCCUAUCCACCUUCCUCUGGGGAAGCUGGUGGGUUGGAGGGACGCCUCCCCCCACAAUACCCCAGCCCACUCGGAUACUGUUCCGAGCUCGGAUACUGUUCCAAGACCACCCUCGGCUGGCAGGAACCCUUUGCCGCACGCAUCAUGGGGAACGUGGAGUCCAAAAUUCCAAAAAACACCCCACUAGGUUGUUUACUUCUCAAUUUUACCUGUUUGGGCUACUCCCAAACCCUUAGGUGGAAAAAGCUUAUCUUCGUCUCCCAGGUGGCCUGGCCCCAGUAUCAGCUCGAUAACAGGUCGCAUUGGCCUCCCACCGGCACUUUUGAUUUCAAUGUGCUCCACGACCUAGAUAACUUCUGCCGCCGAACUGGCAAAGAUAAGGAAGUGCCUUAUGUUCAGGCUUUCUGGGACCUGCAUUCCCACCCUGACCUCUGUUCCACUUGUUCUACUCACCAGGUCCUCCUAGCCCAAACCACCCUACCCCAGACCCCUACCUCCCCGACCAAACCACCUCCGUAUAUCAUGCAAGAAGAGAUGCCUGACCAUUUGUCUUCCCCCUUUGUUCCCACUCCGGAAGUCCCCGACCCACCUAACCCCCCUCCCUCUGUGCCUCCUCCUGCUGUGCCUCCUUCCUCCUCUCCGCCUACGCCUUCCGCCACUCCCCCGACCGCUCCUCCUUCCAUCUGCCCUCCCCCUUCUUCCCCCGUGGCGGCCCAUACCCGUACCAAGACUUCAGCGCCUCCCUCUGUCAUAGCACCCCUACGGGAAGUAGCCGGGGCGGAGGGCCUUGUUCGGGUCCAUGUCCCUUUUUCUCUCCAAGACCUAGCUCAAAUUGAGCGCUGUCUUGGGUCCUUCUUGGCAGACACCUCCACUUACAUUAAGGAGUUUCAGUAUCUCACCCAGGCCUAUAGUCUCACUUGGCACGACAUUCGAGUCAUCUGUACAUCGACCCUCUCUGCCGAAGAGCACGAGCGCGUCCUAGUGGCAGCCAGGCAUCAAGCAGAUAGAGAUCAUGCCAUAAACCCAAACCAAGUCCCAGUAGGUACAGAAGCUAUUCCCACCACAGAUCCCCAAUGGGUAUAUCAGGAUGGAGCUGGCUCCCACAUCCCAGCUCGAGACCGCAUGCUUCAGUACCUGUUGCGCGGGUUAGAAGCUGUAUCCAAUAAGGUCGUUAACUAUGAUAAGCUAAGAGAAGUCACACAGAAGCCAGAUGAGAACCCUGCCCUUUUUCUCAACCGCCUUCAGGAAGCCCUUGUCCGCUAUACCCGACUAGACCCAGCCUCCCAAAAUGGGGCUACCAUCUUAGCUUCCCACUUUAUUUCCCAAUCUGCCCCUGACAUUCGAAAAAAACUUAAGAAGGCCGAAGAAGGCCCAGAGACUCCCAUACAAGACCUGGUUAAGAUGGCCUUUAAAGUCUUUAACACCAGGGAAGAUGCAGCCGAAGUUGCUCACCAAGCUCGAUUGAAGCAAAAGGUUGUGCUGCAGGUCCAAGCCCUAGUGGCAGCCCAGACCCAAGCCCUGGUGGCAGCCCUACGGCCAGCAGGGGCCAGGGGUCCGAACAGCCGCUCCAAGCCCCUGCCAGGGGCAUGCUUCAAAUGUGGCAAGGAAGGGCAUUGGGCCUCUGGUUGUCCUCAGCCACGGCCGCCUACCAGGCCCUGCCCCCUCUGUCAGCUCAGUGGCCACUGGAAAUCAGAGUGCCCCCAGGGAUCCAGGACCCCGGCCAACGCAAGCCAGAGUACUGGACCAAGGGGUACCUCUCCAGGAGGGCCAGCCCCUGACCCCUCUACUCGGGAGUCUGGCUCUCCUGACCACCUAUACCCUGAGCUACUGGGGCUUUUGGACGACUAGGGAGGC
This is a messenger RNA of Callithrix jacchus (white-tufted-ear marmoset), 7860 nucleotides long. NCBI's taxonomy places the organism in Eukaryota, Metazoa, Chordata, Mammalia, Primates, Cebidae. The record is from RefSeq and is a predicted model, not a curated record.